Molecule: messenger RNA, 3147 nt
Organism: Melanotaenia boesemani (Boeseman's rainbowfish)
Lineage: Eukaryota; Metazoa; Chordata; Actinopteri; Atheriniformes; Melanotaeniidae
Product: netrin-4
Exons: 10
Coding region: 560-2494 (644 amino acids)
Biological process (GO): substrate adhesion-dependent cell spreading; cell migration; basement membrane assembly
Cellular component (GO): laminin trimer
Molecular function (GO): protein binding
Source: RefSeq, a predicted model, not a curated record
CCUUCUCAAUAUAGGGUAGUUUCGUUAGCUACAGCACAGCAUCCGUUUUGGGAUCUGGGUAGAGGGGGAGUUUUUGGGCGGAGGUGGCCCGUGUAUAAAUAGCGCGAACUCCGAUGUUGUGCGUAAACGCGGAGAGCGAUGGACAAAGCAGGAAAGCACUGAUCUCGGCUUCCAGCAUAAAAAGUGACUUGAUUUCAUAGAACAAAAUGGAAUGUGGUGGAUAUAGAUCCAAUGCAAAAAAAUGGCGUGAAGUUAUUUUUAAAACGUUGUCAAAUGUAAAGCGUUUUUAACCAACGACAAAUCUUUUCCUGCACCUGCGACGCACAGCACUCCUAAGCGGGUGAGGUGCCCUGCAGGUCCCAGAGGAUGAUUUGAGCUGCAGUUGCCAACAUUAUUCUUGAGAGGACGUUAGAAAAAAUGUACUGGAUUCGUCUGGACCCUUUGCGCAUUGCGUAAUUGACUGAGAAAUGUCUGUUAAAUAAGUUACGCAUAAUGCGGGGACCCGUCUUUGCAGGAAGGCGUUUAUCGCACAGUGUAUGUGAACUCGACAGGAACCAGGAUGGGAGUGGGUAAUGUGCUUGGGACAAGUCGACAGCGGAUGCUGGUGGUGCUCGGUUGGCUUGUUUUAUUUGGGACACGGAGCGGAGCAGUUUCUAGAUGUGUGGAACGUGCAUGUAGUCCCCCAAUAGGGAACCUAGCAAGUGGCAGGACGCUCCUAACCCUGUCAAACUGCUGUGGGAACAGCACCCUCCACCAACGCUUAUGUCCUUAUUCUUCUGCAACUCCAAAUCCCUGUCAAGAAGACAUUCACUCACCUGCUCUCAUGACUGAUGAUCCGUUCUUGCAUCCGGAUACCUGGUGGACAUCAAGUGGAGAUACCAGCAUGCUGGAACCACAGGAUGAGAUACAGCUGGAUCUGGAAACACAGUUCUGUCUGUCUCAUGUGGUUUUGGUGUUCAGAUCACCCCGGCCUGCUGCUAUGGCUAUUGAACGUUCAACUGACUUUGGAAAAACCUGGGAAGUUCUCAAGGUCUUUGCACAUAACUGUAGUGUGGAAUUUGGUUUGCCGGAUGACUUAACUCAGCAGGGCUCCUUCUGUACAUCCCGUUACUCGAACGGUCAUCCUUGCAGUGGAGGGGAGGUAAUAUUACGCACUCUAGACCCCAGUAGCACUGUAACACUGGACCCCUACAGCCCAGAGGCCCUCGUCCUCCUGACCAUCACAAAUCUCCGCAUCACACUGUUAAAAGCUCACACUUGUUCUGGACACUAUUCAGCAGAGACGACAAGCCCUACAGCCUCACCUCUGACCCCCACACCCAGUACAGAAAGCUCCCCUUCAGCACCAUAUGCUGUUUAUUCAUUACUGGCAAGAGGAACCUGCCUGUGUCAUGGCCAUGCUGAAUAUUGUGUACCAUACAACAGCAGUCAAGGAAAAACACAGGACAGUAACAUGGUGUUUGGAAGGUGUCUGUGUACCCACCACACAGAUGGGGAUCACUGUGAGAAGUGCUCCCCGCUCUACAAUGAUCGUCCCUGGAGGCCUGCCAAUGGCAGCAGUGGUCAGCAUAACCCAUGUCAGAAGUGUGAGUGCCACAACCACGCAGAUAGCUGCCACUUCUCUCAGCGGGCGUGGCUUUCCUCCAACAGAACCAGCGGUGGCGUCUGUGACAACUGUCAACAUAACACCAUCGGGCGCAGGUGCCAGCGCUGUCGCUACGGCUACCAUCGCCACCCAUCCCUGCCCCUCAAAUCCCCCCAUGCCUGCACACGCUGCUGGUGUGAUCCUCAGGGCUCUUUGCCUCCAGCUCCUGGAGAAGAUGGACCCUGGUGCCACCCAAAGAGUGGCCAGUGCCACUGUAAAUCUGGAAUAGGAGGCACAAGCUGCAGCCACUGCCUGCCGGGCUACUGGGAAUUUGGAGAAGAGGGCUGCAAACCCUGUGACUGCCCACACAGCUGUGAUCCAGCCACUGGGCAUUGUCAUGACAGCUACACAAAUAACCAAGUGUUAAAUGUGCCCAUUGGUGGAAAAAUACCAGAUGUGGAUCAUCUGUCCACUAUUGAAGAGGAGGUACAGUGGUCAAAGGAGCUAGCAGUCUCUGCUCUGCAUUAUACAGGGAAGUGCAAGUGUAAGGAGAAAAAGCUAAGGAGUGUGUCUGACCUGUGUAAGAACAGACAUGACUAUGUGAUGAGGGCGAGUGUGCUUUCUGCUCAUGACAAAGGAAGUCACGCAGAAGUGCAGAUCAAAGUCCGCAAGGUGCUCCGAUCAGGCCAGGUGGCGUUGCACUUGGGGACCAUUAGCAUCUACCCUCUGUCCUGGACCAGCCGUGGCUGCACCUGCCCUAUCCUAAACCCAGGUAUGCAAUACCUGCUCGCUGGCCCAGAGGAUCCCGGAACAGGCCGUUUGUUGGUCACUAUGCAGAGCGUAGCAGUGCCAUGGACACCUCGACUAGCUUUGUUAAUAUCAGAUGGGCUAAGGAAUGGGUGCCCAUGAUCUGAAAUAGCAAAGAGGAUUUAACCAGAUGCAUUAGUGGACAGUUCCAAAAAGGACUGAAAAAACCUGUCAGGAAUGUGGGAAUGACUAAAAAGUCAAACUUGUCAGGUUAGGUCCCAAAAGACAAGAAAAGCUGUAACGUGUUGGUGUGCAACACAAAAUACUGGAUAAAAUGUGGCUAUUUACUUUCUGACGUCUUGUACCUACCUACUUCCAUCAUAUCAGAUAUGGCUGCAAUGUUUUAAAAUUUCUGUAGGAACAGCGUAAAAGCAAUAAAGGGAGUCGUUUCACCGUUUAAAACAAGUUCUUAUUAAAUAUUAGUAAUAGGGUGUAGGCUUUGACACAAUGUCGCCUGGUUACAGUCUGCACAUGACCUUUUGUUGCUCAUCACCCUCCUCCUGCCAUCUCUCUCUCGUAGACUAAUAAAUGUAUUAAUUAUAUAUUAAUAUGAGGGAUGUUCUAUGUUUUCAUACAAGCAGAAAAACGAUAAAAACUGUUAGACAAAUGGUUUAAUCUGGACAUUUUUGUGAAAACACUUUCACACCUUUAAAGCCUGAAUGACACAGAGAGCUUGAAUAACCACAGGACAACUGACAACUCCAGACAGUCUUGAGACAAUAAACAUUUAUGCAGUCACAUUUAAAUUAAAGACC